Messenger RNA from Orussus abietinus, 1224 nucleotides. Its product is annotated as heparan sulfate 2-O-sulfotransferase 1. Gene Ontology annotation, molecular function: sulfotransferase activity. The record is from RefSeq and is a predicted model, not a curated record. The transcript has 6 exons. Gene Ontology annotation, cellular component: membrane. Lineage: Eukaryota; Metazoa; Arthropoda; Insecta; Hymenoptera; Orussidae. The coding region runs from base 1 to 882 and encodes 293 amino acids.
AUGUACUUCUUUUUCGGUGCAAGAUCAAUUACCGAGUCCCAGGACUCUAAUCGGGAGGACGAAGAAUUUGUGGCACCCGACAGAGACAAGUCAUUCCUAUCGAAAAGUGGAUUUCGCGAAGUGCAAACGCAGCGUCACGUUACUCCGUCACUAAGCGAGCCGGGUGGCCGAGCAAACUUGUUUGACAGGAGCGACCACGUGCUCAUGUUGACAAGAGUGCCAGGAGCUGGCGGAGAGGUCCUGGUGCUGAUCCUUCAGCGUCUCCAGGGACAUAACGCGUUCAAGCACAUCCGACUUCCUCCAGGAGACGAGGGACUCCUCUCGACGCUUCAACAGGAACUUCUCGUGGAGGAAAUUACCAGCAUCGUCAGGCAGGAAGCCAUUCCUUUGACUUUCGACGGGGAUCUCAGGUUCCUCAAUUUCACCGCGUUUGGGAGACAGUCGCCGACCUUCCUUUCCCUGGUCAGGGACCCUUUGGAUCCGAAGGUCUUCGCUAAGUAUCGCAGGAAGGAUCUGACGAUACCGUAUUCAGGAUCCAUCUCCCAUUUCUGUGGCCAGGACACUCGAUGCACCCGUAGAAACAGUAGAUGGGCGCUGGAAAGAGCCAAGGACAACGUGUCCAGGUGGUACCCCGUGGUCGGUCUUCUGGACCACAUGGACGUCACCCUUAAGGCGCUCGAAAAUACAUUUCCAUACUUCUUCGGCGGUGCUUCCGAGGUGUACAAGCGAAUCCAACCGACGAAGAUCGGCGCUAACGAUCGGCACGCUUCGAUGAAGGUGACGGCGAAAAAGCGCCUCAGGGAGAUUCUCGCUAAGGAAGUGGAAUUCUACCAGUGGCUAAAGUCUCGGCUCUUCAAUAAGACCGGCUUUGGAGUCGGAUGAAAAAUAAUUCCUGGUCCACUCUAGGAAUUAUUCGGAAGAAGUCCGAAAGGCGCUUUAUGGGGAGUCGUAGGGACCAGCUCCAAGAGUCAUGGCAAGGUGUGGUCCCGUAGAAUCCAGGAUUCUUGUGGAAUCGCUGAUGCUAAGGCCAGAUAUAGAAACUAGGAACUAAUCGCUGAUGAUUUCAUCGGUCAGUUGUUCACGGAGAUCUGCGUUUCUCAACCGGGAUUGGAUUUUGGAGUUGGACGAAGAAGCUUCUUCCACUCCAGGAAUUAUUUGGAAGGUCGAAAGGCACUUUAUGGGGAGUCGUAGGGACCAGCUCCAAGAGUCAUGGCUGAUGCUAAG